AUGUUUGUUCGGCCGACAUGUUGUUGGAAAUUGGACUGGGACGAGCUGGAAUCAAACCAACAAGAUUUUAAUUCCUUGUGUAAAGUUCUAAAUGAGAAGGUAGGCAGUAUUGUCCAACCAACCCAAAAUAUUCCCAAUACAAUUACCAACUACCACAUUAUUGAACAUUCUAUGUCAGAGGCGGAUCUACCUGUGGGGUAGACCCCCUCCCCCUUCAGUGGUGUCCAACAUCCUCCCUUGAAGAAAACUCUGGUAUUCCAUAUUUGAGUUGUGCAUACUACUUAUUAUAUUGAAACGAUUGAUUCUUGAAUACGCGAGGAAGUAUUCAAGCACCAAUACGGUGGAUGACCAUAUAACGUAGCACUAGAUUUUUGCCCGAAAUAUAAGUCGUGUGAGGAUAAAUUUAACAAAUAUAUAUAGUGCUCAGAAUGCAGGAAAUGGCUUCAGGAUUUCCAAUUAUUUAAAAAAAAUUUCUGGCGAGCAUGACGCCGGACCCCACUCCCAGUAGUAAUACACCCCCUCUGGAAAUCUUCCAGCCAUUUGAAGACGUGCAUGAGAAGUGAUACUCAGCAAAUUAGGUCAGCGCUACAGCAGAACUUUCUCAAUAAUAAAGCCACUAUUUCAAGCUAACCAAACAGUGUUAAUAAUAGUCCACAAACUUUCGCGUUACAACCGUAUUUAAUGAUUUUAUUUUGGUCGUUGUCGUUGCUUUGUCCUUCAUUGUAAGGUCUCUGAUCACUCAUACACACGAAAACGAGUUUUUAUGACCAAAGUGCAUGACGCAUUUUAUAUUAUUCCAUGUAUAUUAUUCCUUUCAUAAUACUUAUGGAGUUUUGACGAAUUUCUCCUCGCGCCACGAUGGUGAAUUUCGUUGUUUGUGAUAAGAUAAUUGGCCUGCAGUAAUUCCAUGGAAACCUAAGGGACUGGUCAUAAAGUAACUGCUAGGGUGAGCUGGAGGUAAAUCACAAAUUUUGCCAAUAAGUUUGGUGACCCAUCUUGGGAUGUCGAUAAAAAUUUCAAAGCCCAUCUAAUCUUACAAAAAAAUUUUCAUGACCCACCCAAUCUAAAUUGGGAAAAUACACUUUUAUAAUAAAAAAAACUUGCAGGUAUGAACAUUGUAAAUAUAUACACGGCACUGUAUUGAUAUACAUAAUUCCACCAAACUUGACCAACACAUUGAUACUGAGCUGCUCUCCAGUCGGUUGUAUUUGCUGUGAUUCGACCACUUCUUCUUGUUGUAUAAACAAAGUACUGGCUUCAAUAGCAUUAUUUGCAUUUGAUAAUUUGGACAGUUUUGUUUACUUUUAUUAUUAAUAUCUUUAUUAAAUUUGAAGUAGACACGCAUGGGUUUUUGUUUGGUUGCCCAAUCGUGGACAUACAAAAAAAUUGGUGGCCCAUCAAAACUGCCCAAAGAUUUUCCAUGGCCCAUCCCAAAUCACUCCAGCCCACCCUAGCAGUUACUUUAUGACCGGUCCCUAAGUUGAUCUAUUUUUUGGCAGGAUUUGUCUCUUAUACUGAAAUCAGAAGUGGACGACGCCAGCGCGUCUACACAUCCUCAAGCUUGCUACCUGAUCAUGGCGUCUUCAAACUCAACUUUGCUUAUCAAACCUGUAGUCAUGCAAGAACUUAUGUUACCUUCAAAUUUCCCUUCACUUUCCGAGAAAACUUCUCAACAAUCAACUGAGAUAAUCGAGGACUGUUUAGAUAUG
This is a messenger RNA of Paramuricea clavata, 1709 nucleotides long. The record is from the annotation of a GenBank genome assembly. NCBI's taxonomy places the organism in Eukaryota, Metazoa, Cnidaria, Anthozoa, Malacalcyonacea, Plexauridae.